Molecule: messenger RNA, 1974 nt
Organism: Thermochaetoides thermophila DSM 1495
Lineage: Eukaryota; Fungi; Ascomycota; Sordariomycetes; Sordariales; Chaetomiaceae
Source: the annotation of a RefSeq genome assembly
AUGAGCAUCGGCCAGACGCUCAUCGGCUGCAGCAGUCAGCACAACAAGAAGGGGACACAUCCUCUAAGGCACGGGCCAUCCGGGAUGGUCUAGUUGCUUACCCAGAUGGUCCCGUUGGAACUUCCGCCGGGUGACAUCCCGUCGCCGCUCUUCCCGGAUCGCCCUGCGUUUUCUCUUAGUUUAAUGAUGAACAACUUCUUGCGCUUCAAUGCGCGAGUUGGGGUUCUGUUCAAGUUCCAGGCCCGCGUACAGCGCGUGCUGGCGUGGGAUCGGCCAACCGAGACCUGGUCACUCCUGGCGGUUUAUACGCUGAUUUGCCUCAGGCCGUAUCUUUUGCUCGCCCUUCCGUUCUCCAUCAUCAUUUUUGGCAUCCUUGUCCCCUCGUUCAUUGCGCGUCACCCGGCGCCAAUGUCGGACACCGACCGUCUUCGCAGCGUCGGCUUCUCGCCUCGAGGCCCGCCCCUGGCACCAGCGCCAACAGUAGCCCUGACGAAGGAAACGUCCAAAGACUUCCUCCAGAAUUUGGGCGGGCUGCAGAACAUGAUGGACGACCUUAGUAACGUCCAUGACGCUGUCGUCGACCAUUUUUUGCCCGUGAUAAACUUCUCGGACGAGGCACUCUCGUCGGCGGUUUUUGUUUGGAGUGUCGCUGGGCUUUUGUUCGUGCUGGCUUUCGGGGACAAGAUCCCCAUCAGGUUUAUUGCUCUGAUUGCUGGUUGGGCUGGCAUCCUGUCGCUCAACCCAUGGGUCCGGCGCUGGGCUGGCCGGCUCUCACAGCAGUUCCUCGGCCAGAAGGACCAGACUGACGGCGAUAAGGACGGCCAAAAGGCCCGAAAUGGCGAUAACACCAAUGAGGGCAAAUCGACCGGUCUGGUCCCCAUUCAAGUUCCCUCCCCAGCCGAGCUCGUGGAACGCGUCAAGUCGGACAUCAAGCUCGACUCCCCUCCCGAGACCCGGGAAGUCGAGGUGUUUGAACUCCAACGCAAGGACCCGGCCACGGGCGAGUGGGAGGCCUGGCUCUUCACGCCAACACCAUAUGAUCCUCUCUCAGCUGCCCGUCUCGCUGGCGAGCGUCCUAAGGGCGAGCGCUUUUUCGAGGACGUGCUUCCGCCCGAGGGCUGGGAGUGGGCCGACAAGAAGUGGGUGUUGGAUCUGUGGUCCCGGGAGUGGGUCGAGGAGCGGAUCAUCACUAGCGUUGAGGUCGAGACUGAAGGUGAGAGGUGGGUUUAUGAUCUCAUUCCUCCCAACCAGCCUAACAACAGUGGUGAGGAGGAUCUUGCUGAAGAGGGAGGCUUGGCAAAUGGGAGCGCUCGUGGGCCGGAGCAGAGGAGGGUUCCCGGAGGGUUCCAGGCCAGUUGGGAGGAGGCGGAGGACGAUGAAGGUGCGGGGAGGAGGGGUAACUGGAGGAGGCGUAGGUGGGUUCGGACGGUGAAGCGGAAGGCGGAGGACAUCAUCGAUCGUCGCCCCAUCUGGAUCCCGGGGCUGCUUUCAUUCCCCUUCUGUCUCAUGCCAGCCAAGUGGCAGGAGUCUCUGCUCAAGCGAACAGAGAACGUCCUCGACUUCGCCGAACCGGUCGUACAUAACCUCCGGUACUACUAUCUGACCUCCUGGAUGGCCGACAAUCAAAGCAAGGUCGGCCACUUCCUCCGCCAGAUCACUUACAAGCCCCGCCAGAACCGACGCUUCAAGCGACUCUCGCUGAUCUGGGACGUAGGCUCUGCUUUGUGGACGCAUUGGGGCAGGCCUACCUGGAAGAAGAUAGGCGUUCCUUAUUGCCUGCGGAUGCUCCGGGGGCGGGAUCAACAAGAGGCGGACCGUAUCUAUAAUGAGACGAUCGAUAUGCUCCAAAGGGGGAAUCCAGAAGGUGAGGAGAGGCUGCGGUUUGUUGUUCAAGGCAUCGUUACAGGAUAUCUUCUCUGCAAUCGAGAAACCAUGAUACUGGCAAUGGAGAUCAUGGAAUCGAAGGGGUGGUAG